AACCCGAUUGCCGAGUUGUAACUCGUUUCACAAUAGACCACAAAACUCAGAAGUGAGAAGUUGCAGUGGAGCCAUUCGUCUCUCUCUCUCUCGGCACAAUCGAAAGCUCUCUCUACGAAACCUCUCUAAUUGCAUCAGUCAUAGCGUUUAUCAAAGGUCUCAGCUUCAAUUCUCUCCUCCCGAAUCCAUUUCGAAAGCUCAAAGUGAAAUCAAAACUUCAGAUUUAUCGCUGGAUCAUGCUUCUGAUUCUAUCUGAUUGAGCUUCGAUUUGCAGUGAGUUUCGUGGAUCUUAGAUUUUGAUCUGUCAAAGGAUUGAGAUUGAUUUCAAGAUCUAGGGAUUGAUGGAAGGGAAGGUAGCUAGACCUAGAGGUAGACCUAGGAAACGCCCUAGGGGAGAGGAUCAGAACGGUGUCUCUAACCGAGGAAAGAGACCGGUUCUGGAGAUUAAACCGGCUGUUCCCAGAUCCUUACUCGGUAGCUACGUGUUGAAAGAGUUUGAUGACAGUAGAGUCUCUCUAGGGAAGGUAGUUUCCUACAGCUCUGGGCUGUACAGAGUUGAGUAUGAGGAUGGUGGUUUUGAGGAUUUGAAAACUUGCUAUCUUCGGAAGUUGAUUAUUGGGGAUGGUUACUUUGAUGAUGAGUUGCGUUGUAGAAGAUGUAAACUCGAUGAUCUUGUAAUGAACAAGGAAGAGAAGAAGAAAGCAGUGAAUGAAGUUGAGGUGGCUACUACAUGUAGUAGUAGUAGUAGCUCAGGCUCUGGUGCAGAAGAGUGUGAAGAAGAUAGCAGGGAUCUAGAUAUGGAAACUACAAUGUCUCCUCUUGUUCAAGUUCCUCCUGUGGAUUUGCCUUGUUCGUCAGGAACGAUUGGUAUCCCUGAAGAGGCUGUGGUGCAUCUGUUAUCUGUAUACGGGUUCUUGAGAUCGUUUAGUGUUCAGCUGUAUAUCUACCCGUUUGGAUUGGAUGAGUUUGUGGGAGCGUUGAAUUUCUCAGGACCGAAUUCUUUGCUGGAUGCUGUUCAUGUGGCUUUGAUGCGGGCGCUGAAGGUUCAUCUUGAGAGACUCUCCUCACAGGAGUGUGAGGUGGCUUCGAACUGCUUGAGGUGCAUUGAUUGGAGCUUGCUCGAUGCGCUAACUUGGCCUGUUUAUUUGGUUCAGUACUUUUCUGCCAUGGGACAUGCAAGUGGGUCUCAGUGGAAAGUGUUUUCUGAAUUUGUUGUGGAGAAAGAGUAUUAUUCCUUACCCGCAGUGAUGAAGUUGAAGAUCCUGCAAAUUCUGUGUGAUGACGUCUUUGAUGUAGCAGAUAUAAGAGCUGAAAUCGAUACUCGAGAAGAAUCUGAAGUUGGAUAUGACCCUGAUGGAGUUAAUGCUGAUUUUCCUGAAAGUGGACCUAGAAGGGUCCAUCCUAGAUUUGCUAAAACCUCAGCUUGCAAGGAGAAAGAGCAUAGUCAGUUUGUUGCAAUGAACGAGCCUACAAAUUUUAGUUCAAGACGUGCUGAUGGUGGUCUUAACGGAGUUAGCUCAGAUCUGGAUGGAAACAGUGAUGAAUGUAGGCUCUGCGGCAUGGAUGGAACGUUGCUGUGCUGUGAUGGAUGCCCUUUAGCAUAUCACUCAAGAUGCAUUGGCGUGCUCAAAAUGUAUAUACCAGACGGGCCGUGGUAUUGUCCAGAAUGCACUAUUAACAAAAUGGGGCCAGCGAUUACUCAUAAAACGUCACUCAGGGGAGCAAUUUAUUUUGGAGUGGAUCCACAUGGGCGGCUCUUCUUGGGUACAUGCAACCACUUAAUAGUGCUUAAAAUUUCUGUACAUGCGGAUGCAGAUAUCAAAUACUACAGCGUCACGGACAUUCCAAAAGUUGUACUGGUGCUUUUGUCUUCAACGAACCAUAGACUGGAAUAUCUUUGUAUAUGCAAAGCGAUCUCAGAAUACUGGGAUCUGCCUGGAGGUGUGAUCUCUCAUUUAAGAGCAGUGGAGGCUAAUUUAGCUCCCAUGCUAAAAGACGGGGGAGAUGAGGUGUCGUCAGACCUGAUUAAGCCUGAUAAUGCAAGUAGUUCCAGUAUAAAUAAUAUCCAAAAUGCGUUUGGCCUCUGCGCAUCUGCUUCAAGCUAUGUUGGCGGUCCUGUUUUAGGUAGAUCAAGUGGAACACAGGGGAAGAGUUUCGUUGCUGGUGGCAUUACAGACAAGGGUUUAUCAUUUAAACCUCAUGCAUACAUUAAUCACUACUCAAAUGGAGAAUUGGCUGCAUCAGCUGCUGCUACGUUGGCUGUCCUAUUGUCAGAGGAAACCCAUGAACCUGACCAACCCAAGUUUAGUAAUGCCAAGAAAGCUGCCUCAAGUAACAUCUUGCUACAGGUGAAAGCAUUUUCGUUAGUUGCCUCAAGUUUCUUCUGGCCAAGUCCUGAUAAGAAGGAAAUAACCAGGGAAAGGUGUGGCUGGUGUCAUUCGUGCAAACUCACAUCAGCGAGUAGGAGAGGAUGCAUGUUAAAUGCAGCUGUAACAGGGGCAACCAAAAGUGCUGUGAAAAUAUUUAGUGGCCUUUUUCCUCUGAAGAACGGGGAGGGGGUGCUUUCUAGUAUUGCAGCAUAUAUCCUUUACAUAGAGGAAAGCUUACGUGGUCUCAUUGCGGGACCAUUUCUCAGUGAGAGCCUUAGGAAACAGUGGCGUAAGAAGGUAGAGGAGGCCUCAACAUGCAAAAUGAUGAAAGCUCUCCUCCUUGAACUUGAGGAAAAUAUUUGCAGUAUUGCUCUGUCAAGCGAUUGGCUUAAACUAAUGGAUGAUUGGCUGAUAGAACAUUCUAUUUUUCAAAGCGCUCGAGUGACCGUUGGGGCUACACAGAAACGUGGACCUGGUAAGAAGAAGCAGAGGAGCCAGGCUGAAGUUAGUGCCGAAGGUUCUAAUGAUGAUAGCUUUACUUGGUGGAGAGGGGGGAAGUUAUCAAAAGUUAUACUCCUGAAGGCAGUCUUGUUGAAGCCAAUGAUAAGGAAAGCAGCUUGGCAAGGUGGUCUGAAAAAGUUUCCUGAGUUCAAUUAUGGUGAUGGCUCUUACAUUCCUAAAAGAAGCAGGCGCUCAAUGUGGAAAGCUGCAGUUGAAAGUAGCAAAAACAUUUCUCAGCUUGCUCUUCAGGUUAGAUACUUGGAUACGAAUAUAAGAUGGAAUGAACUUGUACGCCCAGAGCAAAAUCUACAAGAUGUUAAAGGUCCAGAGACAGAGGCCACUGUUUUCAGGAACGCUAGUAUACGGGACAAAAAGAUUAUAGAUAACAAGGUUAGGUAUGGAGUUGCCUUUGGAAAUCAAAAGCACCUUCCGUCUCGUGUCAUGAAGAAUGUCAUCGAAGUCGAGAAAACUGAAGAUGGAAACGAAAAGUUUUGGUUCGCUGAAGCACGCGUUCCUUUAUAUUUGACCAAAGAAUAUGAAGAAAGUUUGCAUAGGGUGGUCCAUGUGCCUUUUAUCAAGAAGCCAACAAAAAGAAUCUCAAAGCUCCAGAAAAAGCAACUGAAAGCGUCUCGAGCAAAUAUAUUUUGUUAUCUAGCCUCUAGGAGGGAUAACACGGAGAAGUGUUCUUGUGCGUCAUGCCAUCUUGAUGUUUUACUGAGGGAUGCAACAUCAUGCAGUGCUUGCGGAGGUUUCUGCCACAAGGGAUGUACUAUGAGUACACAAUACACAGCUGAGAAGGUUGAUAUUCAUGUAACAUGCAAACGGUGCUACCUUGCAAGAGCUCGUUCACUAAUCAGUAUCAAUCAUAGACAUCCAACAACACCCUCUAUUGUGAUCAAUGGACAACAUCAAAACGCAGUCACUCCAACCAUUAAGACACAGAUUAAGCCUCUUAUUCAACAGUUUCAGUCUUCCAACACACGCGACAACGCUUCAGGAGCUAAACAAAUCACUCCUGAUUGUAAUAAGAGUAAACACAAGACACUGUCUUGGGGAGUCAUAUGGAGAAAGAAGAACUUGGAAGACACAGGUGUUAGCUUCAGACAGCAGCAUAUUCUGUUGGCUGCACAAUCUCAUCAACACAAUCCGGGACCUGUUUGCUGGAUCUGCAAACUGCCGUAUAAUCCUCGUCUAACAUAUAUUCAUUGUACAAGCUGCGACAAGUGGUAUCACAUUGAAGCUAUUAAGCUCGAGGAGUCGAAAAUUCCUGAAGUUGCUGGAUUCAAGUGUUGCAAAUGCCGUCGCAUACGAUCACCAGAAUGCCCUUAUAUGGAUCCUGUGCUCAAGGAACAGAAACAGAUGAAAAACGUAGGCUUCAAGCGCAAGAAACAUGGGAAAGGAAAUACAGGAAUGGAUUCUGAUUCCGAAAGAAUGUCUGAACCAAAAGACUCCAUACCCUCUACUCCUUCGUUUACUUUCGAAGAUGCGUUUGCUCCAGAGGAUGAUCCUCUCUUGGUGUCAGUUUCAAAAGUCGAACAAAUCACACCUAAGGAUAUGGAUUCUGUGCCGGGACCUCAGAAGCUACCAAUUAGGAGGCAAAUGAAACGUGAAGACACAGAAGGGAACAGUAGUCUUUCUUAUACCGAGUUUUCAACGUAUUCCGAGUCACAGACGUUUGUGAAACCAGAGAUGGAGCCAACGUUGCCUGCCAUGGAAUGGGAUGCAUCUGACAACAACAACAACAACAGCAACAACAUGGUUGAAGGCGAGCUAAUGUUUGACUAUGAAGACAUGGAAUUUGAACCCCAAACCUAUUUUUCGCUGACCGAGUUGCUUACAGCAGAUGAUAGUGGCCAGUGCAAUGGAUAUGGUUAUGACAAAGAUGCGACAGGGAACACGGAUAACACAAACCCAAACCCUCAGGUUGAGACGAUGGAAGAGUGCAGAACAUUUAUCUAUGACAAUACAAUUCCAUGUCAGAUAUGUAUGCAUGUGGAUCCAGGGCCUGAUCUCACAUGCCAGACCUGUAAUAUGACAAUACAUUCCCAUUGCUCUCCAUGGGAGGAGGAAUCUGCUUUCACCGGAGGUAGCUGGAGAUGCGGUCGUUGCCGUGAGUGGAUGAGUGUCUGAGCAUCUUUUUGCAUGGGAUUAAGACUUCCAGACGUAUUACGAAGUUUGGGAUAUCUGUGCAAGACCUAGUGGUCAAUGUAAUACUAAUACGAAAGUCUAGUGAAAAAUGAUGUAGAUUUGACGAAUGAAUGAAUGAUCAGUGGUAAUUUCAGUUAUAGUAUUA
This is a messenger RNA of Brassica rapa (field mustard), 5163 nucleotides long. Its product is annotated as DDT domain-containing protein PTM. Lineage: Eukaryota; Viridiplantae; Streptophyta; Magnoliopsida; Brassicales; Brassicaceae. The record is from RefSeq and is a predicted model, not a curated record.